Sparassis crispa is the source of this 1605-nucleotide messenger RNA. RefSeq lists its product as uncharacterized. Lineage: Eukaryota; Fungi; Basidiomycota; Agaricomycetes; Polyporales; Sparassidaceae. Gene Ontology annotation, cellular component: membrane. The record is from RefSeq and is a predicted model, not a curated record. Gene Ontology annotation, molecular function: transmembrane transporter activity. The transcript has 14 exons. Gene Ontology annotation, biological process: transmembrane transport; amino acid transport. The coding region runs from base 1 to 1605 and encodes 534 amino acids.
AUGACCUCCCACGUCGAAUUCACGAGCGACGCCAUUGCGGUUGCGGACGAGGAACUCCUCGCCAGCUUGGGUUACAAGCAGGAGUUCCGGAGAGAAUUCUCGGGACUUGAGACGUUUGGUAUUGCAUUCAGUAUCAUCGGCCUGCUUCCCUCCAUUGCAUCUGUGUUGUUCUACUCUGUACCCAGCGGCGGUCCAGCAGCUAUGGUAUGGGGUUGGCUGGUAGCAAGUAUAUUCAUCCUGUUCGUCGGUAUGUCGAUGGGAGAAUUGGCUUCAGCGGCUCCAACGUCUGGCGGGCUGUACUUCUGGACACACUCGCUUUCAUCCCCUCGUUACCGAAACGUCCUGGCAUGGAUCGUCGGGUACGCCAACACUAUCGGGUCAAUUGCCUCGAUCGCAUCGAUCGACUGGGGUUGUGCCGUCCAAAUUACAGCGGCAGCGAGCAUUGGUUCCAACGCAAAUUUCGUAGCGACUGACGCGCAACUCUUUGGUGUCUAUAUCGCGAUCCUGCUUACGCACGCUAUCAUUUGUUGCUUUGGUACGAAGAUCCUUGCUCGCCUGCAGACGGUCUACGUGAUUAUCAAUGUCUGUCUUUGCCUGGCCGUUAUCAUCGCACUGCCUGCUGCAACACCCAAGGAGUACAUGAACAGCGCGAGCUAUGCCUUUGGCGGUUUCGUGAACAUGAAUGGAUGGUCCGAUGGUUUUGCGUUCAUUCUCAGCUUCCUAGCGCCUCUCUGGACCAUCUGCUCUUUCGACUCCAGUGUACACAUCAGCGAGGAAGCGUCCAAUGCCGCGACCGCAGUUCCAUGGGCAAUCACGGGGGCGAUCACCAUUGCUGGAGUGUUGGGCUGGGCUAUUAACGUAGCUCUCGCGUUCUGUAUGGGCACCGAUCUGGAGUCCAUCAUGAACAGCCCUGUCGGACAACCCAUGGCCCAGAUUUUCGUCAACAGCUUCGGGCAGAAGGGCACUCUGGCGAUCUGGUCGUUCGUCGUAAUUGCUCAAUACAUGAUGGGCUCGUCCAUGGUCCUGGCUGCCUCCCGCCAAAGCUUCGCUUUCUCGCGCGACGGAGCGCUGCCGUUCUCCUCGGUGCUCUACCGCAUGAACAGCUUCACCGGCACCCCCGUCAACACUGUGUGGUUCUCCUGCAUCUGCGCCGGCCUGCUUGGUCUCCUUGCAUUCGCAGGUAGCGUCGCAAUCAAUGCGAUCUUCUCCCUCUCCGUCGUAGCCCUCUACGUUGCGUACGCGAUCCCGAUCGCCGCCCGCUUCCUGGGAGACAACGACUUCAAGCCUGGUCCCUUCAAUCUGGGACGGUUCAGCGCACCCGUGGCGUUCAUCUCUGUGAUGUGGAUGCUGUUCAUGGGGAUCGUGUUCCUCUUCCCCACAUCGCCACAGGCGAAUACGCAAGAUAUGAACUACGCGGUCGUCGUACUGGGUGGCACCCUCAUCCUGUCGCUCGUCUGGUACUACUUCCCCAAGUACGGCGGCGUGCACUGGUUCACCGGCCCAGUCCCCACUAUCGACAAAACGCGGGUCGGUUCACCACGGACGUCCGCAGAGCUGCGCGAGAAGGAGAAGGAAGUGGUUGUCUCCGCCGAGCAGGUCGUAUAG